AUGUUCAGCAUUGAUUCAGUCUCAUGGGGAAGAGGCAUGAAAUUCGCAAGCAUAGGAGUCAAAACUAGUGUAAGAGUUGAUAAUGUGUCGCUCCCGUUAGAGCCGUCUGAAAAAGUUGACACAAGGACUAAUGUCCCUCUAUCUCAUUGCCGGCCUCUUUCAGUCAGUGGCUCCAUUGAAGCUCUUCCGCCAGCUGGAGAAAGCGCAGCAAGAGAAGAGCAUAAUGCAUGGCAAAGGCAGCAAGAAAAAGAAGAGAAGCUCAAAAAUUUCCAGCUGAGGACCCAAGAAAUCGUAAAGCAAAGAUUGAAAUGCGAAAAAGAAGAACUCAAGCAGGAACUUGAAUGGAAAGCAAAAAAAUUCAAUGCAAUUAGGGCUUACUGCGUUGAAAAGAAAGUUGGAGUUUCAGCUGACCACCUACAAAAGAAAUCCAAACCAACUGAAUCAAAAACCAAACAAAAAACUGAGAAAAGUAUGGAAAAAAGGGAAAAAAGGGAAAAGCAAGCUAGAGAGGAAGAAAAAGUGCCUGAGUAUGAAAUAUAUGAGGAAGUAAGAGAGGAUGAAAAACCCGCAGAACAAGAGAUUGAGCAGGUUGAAAUGGAAAUCGCUCUGGACCAAGAAAAAUAUGAAGCAGAGCCACCAAGGUCAUUCAAAAGUGAUUUUUCAGGCUACAAAAAGCAGCCCUUAAACAUCCAGCAGAUGGGGGUUGAAGAAAAUUUUGACAUCGUCCAAGACAAUCCUCCACAAAUUCAUUAUGACGAAGGGGUUGAGCAAGCUCCAUUCCUCAAUGAAUACAAGCAGCUGCAGUUUAAUAUGUUCUCAAUUCCAGAAGAAGAAGUCGAAAAAGUCCAGGACGAAGAAGAAUAUAGAAAUGCAAAAAAAGGAAGAUUCGAUAAAGUGUUCCAAAAGCUAGAAAGUGAGUAUGAGAAUCCUAAAGAAUACUUAAAAAAUGAAGUCUACGCACAAGAAAUUGAAGAAAGAAAUGAUCAAAUCGAAGAAGAUAGAGAAGAAGAGUAUGAAAAUCACUCUUUAGAAAAAAAGCAAACAAGGCUCUGUUUUAGUGAUGAGCCGCUUCCACAAAUGGUUAGUUUGGUAUUACAAAACUCGCGAGCAGCACUAAAAGCAAUGGGUGCUCACAUCAUUCACUCACUUAAAGACCAUGAAACUGCCCAAGUUCAAGCAAAAGUUACUGCCAAGUCAAGGUCAUCAAAAGAUGAAAUGCUGAGAAAGACCUGGGAUCAGCCACUUUUUGACGACCAUGCCUUGGAAGUAGCAUUGGUUAGAAAAAUUGCAGAAAUCCAAGAGCAUCAUGCUGCCAGUAUGAUGAAGCCAAGAGCCAAAUCAGCUGGGCCAAGAGUGGCUUGGGGAACACCUUUGGUAUCUGAAUUAUCUAAAAAAGUCCAGUUCGCGAGAAGCUUUGCAUUAAAUAAAGAAAGAAAUCGAGAAAAAAAGUCUGAAACUUCUCCUGAUAUUGGCAGAAGAAGUCAAACUCCAAGCAAAGAAGAAAGAACAAGGUAUAUGAGAGUUGAUGACCGGAAAAAGAGCUUUGGACCCAAGCUGCCUGCUGAAGACAGGCCUAGAUCUAGGUCUCCGCUCAGAGCCAAAAGCACUCCAGGAAUUUCUCCAGGAAGAAGCAAGAGCAACUUAAGAAAUCAAAAACUCGCCGAAAAAGUAGAACAGCUAGCAGCUGAUGUAAAAGAAGGUGCCAAGCUCGAGCCACCUCCUAUAAACUACUCAAAGCGGCACUUGGACUCAAUAAAAUACAUCACAGCCCUUAAAAGAGUGGUAAGAGAUCAAUUAAAAGAAAAGUUCUCAGAGUUAAUCCCAGCAGUUUGUACCUGCGGGUCUAUGAAUCGAGUAAAAAAUUUGAACCACCCAGUGAUGUGUGCGAACAACUGUCCAUUCUACAAGCGUCAGCAAGAAUUCCAGCGUGCCUCGACUGAGAUGAUCCAGAGUUUCAAACAGUCUCAGUGGGGGAAAUAA
Molecule: messenger RNA, 1980 nt
Organism: Blepharisma stoltei
Lineage: Eukaryota; Ciliophora; Heterotrichea; Heterotrichida; Blepharismidae
Source: the annotation of a GenBank genome assembly